Molecule: messenger RNA, 1203 nt
Organism: Aureobasidium vineae
Lineage: Eukaryota; Fungi; Ascomycota; Dothideomycetes; Dothideales; Saccotheciaceae
Source: the annotation of a GenBank genome assembly
AUGUCUUUCUGCGGAACCUCGAUGCCUUCAGGCCUCAGUCCAUCACAAAGACUACAAGUAAUGGGCACCUAUAUGUACUCGCAAUGCUCGACAACAGCUCUUACACUGGCAAGGUCGCUGCUUGGCCAAAAGAGAAAAUGCGAUAGUCCUGAAGCCAACCACGACAUCGAAGAAUUAGCAACCGGACCCGAGGCACCUGCAUCUUUUAGAAAUCUCCGAAAGCGCGCGCGAGUCUCUUACGUGGAGCCCACCGAGUUCGACAUCGAGAGCGACGCAGACUCGGGCUACAACUCGGACUCGUCUGUCGAAUGGGGCUCCCGUGCGAAGCAAACCAAGCGCCCACGCAAGGAAAAGCCUGUGAAGCCAUUCCCCUUCUUGUCUUUGCCCACCGAGCUGCGCAACAAGAUUUAUCUGCUGGCUCUGGAGGAUCCUGAUGGUAUGGUGCUGAAGGAAGGCUGGCGUGCCUACCGUCGUGUGCCUCAGCGUGGCCAAUAUCAUGGUUACAACAACAAAGACAGAUAUGCUGGUUUAGCAAAUCUCGUCGCCACUCGUUCUCUCGAUCCUCAGGGCAAUGACACACCGAACUCAACCGUGUGUACUCUGCUGCCCUCCCUGCUCGCUGUGAGCAAGCAGAUCUACGCCGAAGCUGCAGCCAUCCUUUAUGCGCAACCUUUACACUUCGAAAAUACAACAGCUUUGCACAGCUUCCUAGCGCCAUUGAGCAGCCAGACCGCAUUCCUCAUCCGCAGCAUAACCAUUCAUACAUACGAGACCUGGGGACGCGGAAUACGCAAGGCAAUGAACGUUUCGGCAUUGACUCUUCUCCGCAGCUGCAGCAAUCUCCAAACGUUGCGCAUUGAAGCCUUCGAUCACUACGAUCACUGGGGACGGUACGGCGCCAGACCAUCGCCUCAAGAAGCUGGCAAGCGCGAAGGCUCUCGGAUAGCACAGCAAAUCUACCGUGACGCUGCAUUCUGGUUGGACACCAUCAAUGCAGACAAGGCACUACAGAUCUUGGAUCUCAAAGGGCUGCAGCGAGAGAUCUACUCCCACCCUCAGCACCCUGAGGAGUAUGAGAGGGGCGUGGAAACACUCAAGCUGGCCAACGUCGCUUAUGCGGACGAGUUGACGCUUUUGAUCAAGCGAACAGGCAAGGCUAAGAAGAGCAGCAGGAAGUUCAAGGCAGCCCGUUCUAGUAGUUAG